AUGGCUGAUACCGUGGGCAAGACUAUUACGUGCAAGGCCGCUGUUGCGUGGGAGGCAGGCAAGGACCUCAGCAUCGAGGAUAUCGAGGUCGCGCCCCCAAAGGCUCAUGAGGUUCGCAUCCAGAUCUACUACACUGGAGUUUGCCACACAGAUGCGUACACGCUUUCCGGCAAGGACCCCGAGGGCGCGUUCCCUAUCGUGCUUGGUCACGAGGGAGCCGGUAUUGUUGAGUCAAUCGGUGAGGGCGUCACCAAUGUGAAGCCCGGCGACCACGUCGUCGCUCUCUAUCGCCUGCGCGGCCUCUCUGCUGUCCCCUUGCCCCCUUUACCCAGCUCAUCUCAGGCUAAUGUCCAUCUCCUGCUUCACAGCACGCCAGAAUGCAAGGAGUGCAAGUUCUGCAAGUCGGGCAAGACGAACCUGUGCGGAAAGAUCCGAGCAACACAAGGCAAGGGUGUCAUGCCUGAUGGCACCUCCCGGUUCAAGUGCAAGGGCAAGGACCUGCUUCACUUCAUGGGCACCUCGACCUUCUCCCAGUACACCGUCGUAGCAGACAUCUCCGUCGUCGCCGUCCAGCAAGAUGCUCCCAUGGACCGCACCUGCCUGCUGGGCUGCGGUAUCACGACCGGUUACGGUGCCGCGAGAAUUACCGCCAACGUCGAGGAGGGCUCCAACAUUGCCGUCUUCGGCGCAGGCUGCGUCGGCCUCUCGGUGGUGCAGGGUGCAGUUGUCCAGAAGGCUGGCAAGAUCAUCGUUGUCGAUGUGAACCCCAGCAAGGAGGAAUGGUCCAAGAAGUUCGGCGCCACUGACUUUGUCAACCCGACCCAGCUCAAGGACCAGACCAUCCAGGAGAAGCUCAUUGAGAUGACCGAUGGCGGUUGCGACUACACCUUUGACUGCACCGGUAACGUCGGUGUCAUGAGAGCAGCGCUCGAGGCCUGCCACAAGGGUUGGGGCCAGAGCAUCAUCAUUGGUGUCGCCGCCGCCGGCCAAGAGAUCAACACUCGCCCAUUCCAAUUGGUCACCGGCCGUGUCUGGAAGGGAUGCGCCUUUGGUGGUGUCAAGGGCCGCUCUCAACUGCCGGGUCUCGUGACGGACUACCUCGAGGGUAGACUGAAGGUCGACGAGUUCAUCACUCACAGGAAGACCCUCCCGGAGAUCAACCCGGCAUUCGAAGCGAUGAAGGCUGGCGAUUGCAUUCGGUGCGUGGUGGACAUGAAGAACCUGUAA
Messenger RNA from Neoarthrinium moseri, 1227 nucleotides. RefSeq lists its product as uncharacterized. Gene Ontology annotation, molecular function: S-(hydroxymethyl)glutathione dehydrogenase [NAD(P)+] activity; zinc ion binding. Gene Ontology annotation, biological process: formaldehyde catabolic process. The transcript is spliced from 5 exons. Lineage: Eukaryota; Fungi; Ascomycota; Sordariomycetes; Amphisphaeriales; Apiosporaceae. The record is from RefSeq and is a predicted model, not a curated record. Gene Ontology annotation, cellular component: cytosol. The coding region runs from base 1 to 1227 and encodes 408 amino acids.